This is a messenger RNA of Aureobasidium subglaciale EXF-2481, 1602 nucleotides long. RefSeq lists its product as uncharacterized. The record is from RefSeq and is a predicted model, not a curated record. The coding region runs from base 1 to 1602 and encodes 533 amino acids. The transcript is spliced from 5 exons. Gene Ontology annotation, cellular component: nucleus. Lineage: Eukaryota; Fungi; Ascomycota; Dothideomycetes; Dothideales; Saccotheciaceae. Gene Ontology annotation, molecular function: RNA binding.
AUGCAGCCAAAAGACGUUCUGAACGACGACCAGUGUGGACGAUACAAGAUACAAACACAAGAGUCGCAGCACACAGCAACGACAAUCGGGACAAAUCCGUGUCUGCUGUCGAGGAAUCAUCUUGCAACCUGCGCAUUGGCGUCUAUUUACGAAAGCGACCGUUCUUCUGUAUCGACCACACGCUCAUUAACCCACUCCAACUCCGGCAGCGACAACAAGCACGAGCUUGCAUCACCAGCGCCAUCCGCGACCCGACAUCACAACCAAUCAAUACCGCUGUCCAUUCCCAAAGUCGAACCAGAAGUCGAACAGCAAGCAGAGACACAGGACCCUCCACCCUUUUCGUCGCACAACUUCCCGUCGCUUUAUUUCCCGCCUCAGGAAGCAGCCGCGCCGCCGCCGCCCGACUUUGAAGAAGGCCCGUCGUCAUCGACCUCGUCGCCCACUCCAUUCCCGUCUGUUGUAGAAGAGACAAAGGCCGCUCUCCCACGCGACACCAAGCCUCGCAACGACAAGGCUCCCGACGACAGCGAACCUCCACCGCCCUACACCGAAGGCACCAGCCCGCUCGACGGCUUCACUUACCUCAUGGCCCAAGCCGGAGGUGCUGCGAGCAUCAUCACACAGGUCUCGCAAGGUGGCCCUGCUCCUAUCAACACCUUCCACUCUGCCUCGGAUGAGCACAUCAACAUCGACCUGAGAGGCACUCGCUUCACUCUGUCGCGCGAUGAGCUCCUCACUCUCCCCGAGUUCGUGCUGCUGUCGCUCUUCCCCAACGGGCUCCUCCCCGAAGGCCACAUGAACUCGUACCACGAACCUGACGUCUAUCCCGUCGAUGUUAGUGCCGCCCCGCGCCUCAUUUCCUCCUUCCGUCCGCAAGACAUCGCUGCUCUACAACACCUGCUCCAAAACCAUGAUGUAUAUUUAUCUGACUCGAUCUAUCAUUCCCAGUAUGACCCCACUUCUCUGCAAUACAUGCUCGAAUUCUUCCGCUCCGUCGCCCAAACAAUCCCUACCUCCCCCACCGAUGACUCCUCAUCUCCUUUCGCCGCCGACCAAGCACCGGUGCCCAUUGAGCCCAUGCAGGGUGCAAACGCUAGAGACAUGCUGCAGGACAGAGCUGGUAUCAUCGUCUUGCGCGAAGAUCUCGACUUCUACGUCAUCCCACCGAGGCGCGACAUUGGCCACCCCGAGAUGGUCCAGGUCAAGCGUGCUGCUGGCCGUGCCUUGCUGAAGCAGAGUGGCAUCUUUAGUGGUCUUCGUAAGAGCGAGGAGCCUGGUACCACUGAGCAACAUCUUAUCGAGAUGCUGACGGCUGGCGGCUUCAAUCACGACGAUACCUGGGGUCACCGUGCUGGCGAGCCCAACAAGGCUGUCAUCUGCAGCAUCGCUCUCGCCCGCCUGCGCACUGAUGUUCGCGGCGAUGCCAACUCUAACGCCGUCGGCAUGGCCCAGAAGUUGCUGCUGUUCUGGCGCAAGCCUGCUCGUCGCUGUUGGUGGGAGGGUGUUGAUCUUGAGAACGUUGAAGGCAUCGACGGCACUCUCAAGGUCUGGAUCCGCAGAGUGUGGACCCUCGAGAUGAGCGUUAUUGGCCUUCGCUGA